AUGUUUUUCACCAACUACCGCUCCUUGCUAUUGUCAUGCCUUGUGACGCUUGUGGAAGUAGAGGCUGCUCGUAUGCCUUCGAGACCCAAAUCGAUUGCUAUUCAACAAUCAAGCCCACAAAAUGCUGGAGUUCCACUGGACUCAUUCGUUUCUUUCUCAUUCGAGUUUUCGUCAUGGCCUGAUUUUGCUGGUAACCUAUCAAAUCCAAAUGCCUUCACAGGAAAUCUGUUGAGCAACUUGGGCAAGUUACAAGGCUCCAUGCCAUAUGUUCGAGUGGGAGGAAACACGCAGGACUUGGCAGUUUUCGAAGAAUCACAGAAGGCCAACAUUAUUGGUAUCAUUCAACCGAACAUCUCGGCCGAUUACCCAACCAUCAUCACGUUUGGUCCGUCUUACUUCGAGUCAUACCAGACUAUGCCCAAGGGUAUAAAGUUUAGCCAUGGUCUCAAUAUGGGCGCCAGCUCUCCCGCCGAGAGAGCUAGCACUUUUAAUUCCGUCUCAUAUGCCUGUAAAGCAAUCGGGAGCAAUCUUUUGUACUGGGAGUAUGGCAACGAACCCGAUCUUUUCACUAUUUUCGGCCACCGAACCCGCAAUUACACCGAGGCUGACUACGUGUCUGAGUGGCUGAAUGGAACCAAGGCCAUUCAAGAAAUCGUCAAAGUAGCAUGUCCGGAGCUCGCUGGCGUUAAAUUCAUGGGACCAAGCUUCGCAGGACCUACAGCCGUAGAAAUAGCCACUCUGGACCUUGUCAAAGCAUGGAGAGCAGGUAUCAACAAGGAUGAUAACAUAGGCAUAGUUGCUUUGCAUAACUACAUGGGUGUGUCUACUAACCCUGGUAUCACGUUGCAAGGCACAUUGAUGAACCACACCAACGUUAUAUUGAGGGCAGAGGCUCAGUUCAACCGGUCGAGAGGAAUCAGGGAAUCAGACAACGCGCCAUCUCCAGAUGUUCCUAUUAUUAUGGGCGAGCACAACUCGCUCGCCAGACAAGGACGACCUGGUUUGAGCAACAGUUUUGGAGCGGCGUUGUGGGGAAUUGAUUGGAAUUUGUACCUCGCAUCGCAUAACAUAUCCCGCUCACAUAUGCAUCAAGGGACGAACUAUCGCUAUCAAGCAUGGCAGCCUAUCGAAACAAAUCUAACGACCAAGGGAACGAAGCCGCCAUACUAUGGAAGCGUGGCUGUCGCAGCUUUCAUGCACCGAAAGACACCCUCGACCCAAUUGCGAAUCUCUCACCUCGACUCAUCAUCUGAGUUCUCUACCCAGUAUGCGGCUUACACCAAUAACACCUUAGCUCGCAUCCUACUCGUGGACCUCCACACUUACAAUACAACUGACAAUAACUACAUUACUCCAUUUCCACGACCUAUCGAGAAAUACGAGUUGAAGCUGCCUGGUUGCUCUAAAGGUAAGGCCCAGGUACAAAGGUUGAUUGCAAAUGGAAGUGAUGCAAUCACGGGCGUUACUUGGGAUGGCUACAGCUACAACUACGAGCUGGAUGAGGGAAAGCCUGUUCGGCUGAACAAUGUCACUCGUGGGGAGAAGGUAAAAGCAAGUGAAGAUGGUGUGAUUAGGGUUGAUGUUCCGUGGAGUAGCGCGGCAAUCGUUACUCUGGAUUGUUAA
Bipolaris sorokiniana ND90Pr is the source of this 1623-nucleotide messenger RNA. RefSeq names its product glycoside hydrolase family 79 protein. The coding region runs from base 1 to 1623 and encodes 540 amino acids. The record is from RefSeq and is a predicted model, not a curated record. NCBI's taxonomy places the organism in Eukaryota, Fungi, Ascomycota, Dothideomycetes, Pleosporales, Pleosporaceae. The transcript is spliced from 4 exons.